AUAGUACAGGAACUGCUCCAGUAUCUGGAGAAAGCUGAUUACUCCAUCAGAGAAGCACUAGUUCUUAAAAUUGCCAUAUUAUCCGAGAAGUAUGCUAGUGACUACAGCUGGUAUGUGGAUACCAUUUUGAAUCUGAUCAGACUAGCAGGAGACUACAUCAGCGAAGAGGUGUGGUAUCGCAUCAUUCAAAUAGUGGUCAAUAAACAGGAAGUGCAGGGAUACGCUGCUAAGACCUGCUUUGAGGCUCUGCAAGCUCCUGCUUGUCAUGAGAACAUGAUUAAAGUGGGCGGGUACAUUCUCGGAGAGUUUGGUAACCUCAUAGCUGGUGACACUCGCUCUUCUCCUCUAAUCCAGUUCCAGCUGCUCCAUUCAAAGUUCCCAUUCUGUUCCCUCACCACUCGCUCCCUCCUCCUCUCUACUUACGUCAAGUUCAUAAACCUUUAUCCCGAGAUUAAGACCCACAUUCAAGGUGUCUUUGAACAGGACGGGCAGAGCCGUAACUCCGACCUUGAGCUCCAGCAAAGAGCAAUAGAGUAUCUUAAACUCUCUCAUAAAGCUGACGUGGACAUAUUGGCUACCAUAUUUGAAGUGAUGCCAGUCUUUCCAGAAAAGGAUUCUCUUCUUCUUUCAAAACUCUACCAAACUGCUCCGUGGAUGGCUAAACUUCACGAGUCCCCAGAGACUCAAAAACGAGAAACUGAUCCAGAACCAGUGGCAGCUGCCAGGCCCACCCCUCCUUCAGCCGGAGGAGAUGCAUCUGAUCCUAUAUAUGCUCAAGUUAAUAAACCAAAACAAGCUUCUAUAUUUGGCUCUCCUGCAGCAGCCACGCCCCCAACGACCACACCCACUGCAAACGAGUUUUCUCUGAUUGACGUCAGUCCAGCCCCAGCCCCUGCCCCUGUCCCUGCUCCUUCAGUGACUGCUCCUGUAGUACCAACUGAACCAGCUCCUCUUAGCCUAUCGCCUGAAGCUGAACAAUCAUUUAAAAGGUUUGUGAUUAAGAACAGUGGUGUCCUGUAUGAGAACCAUGCUCUUCAAAUUGGAGUAAAUCGGAGUUAA
Amphimedon queenslandica is the source of this 1059-nucleotide messenger RNA. Its product is annotated as AP-2 complex subunit alpha-2-like. The annotation marks the transcript as partial. Gene Ontology annotation, biological process: intracellular protein transport; vesicle-mediated transport. The transcript has 6 exons. Lineage: Eukaryota; Metazoa; Porifera; Demospongiae; Haplosclerida; Niphatidae. Gene Ontology annotation, cellular component: membrane coat. The record is from RefSeq and is a predicted model, not a curated record.